AACCUAUAAAAAUUUAUAACCUAUAAAAAAAUUUGUUUGGGCUGUGUGUCUGUUUCAGAAAUUAUUCUUUUUUUUUUUGGCUUAUCGUUUUGGGGCGCAUUUCCACUAUGACUUUCUAUGUUGACAAGAAGCCCAUUCCGGGCUAUAUGAUGUACGUCAAUGGCGGGUUGGCCGGAAUGAUGGCCACCUGCAUUGUGCAGCCGCUGGACCUGGUCAAGACCCGAAUGCAGCUCUCGGCCACCACGGGCGAGUACAAGAGCUCCCUGGACUGUCUGGCGAAGGUGUUCAAAAACGAAGGCAUCCUGGCCUUGUACAAUGGAUUGAGUGCCGGAUUGAUGCGACAGGCGACGUACACAACGGCUCGAAUGGGAUUCUACCAGAUGGAGAACCAGUAUUACCGCAAGCAGUACAACGCUCCUCCGACUGUUUUGGCCAGCAUGGGAAUGGGAAUUUUGGCCGGAGCCUUUGGAGCCGUGUUCGGAAACCCGGCGGAGGUGGCCCUGAUCCGAAUGAUGUCCGAUAAUCGGUUGCCGCCGGAGGAGAGGCGCAACUACAAAAAUGUAGGCGAUGCUUUUGCGAGGAUCGUAAAGGAUGAGGGAGUGCUCGCCCUCUGGCGAGGAUGCAUGCCCACCGUGGGUCGUGCUAUGGUGGUCAACAUGGUGCAACUGGCUUCCUACUCCCAGCUAAAGACCUUAUUCUCCGAGUACUUCUCAGGUCUGCCGCUCCACAUUUCGGCCGCCAUGUUGUCCGGCCUCUUGACCACCAUGGCCUCAAUGCCCCUCGAUAUGGCCAAAACGCGAAUCCAGCAGCAGAAAACCGGCGAGUACAAGGGCACCUUCGAUGUCCUGAUGAAGGUGUCCAAGAGCGAGGGUAUUUUUGCUCUGUGGAAGGGCUUCACACCCUACCUGUGUCGUAUAGGUCCGCACACCGUGUUUUCGUUUAUAUUUCUCGAACAGCUCACCAAAGCCUACAAGCGUUUUGUGCUCGGUGACGACUCCGAGUCUACCAUCUAAAUUGGUUUUACUCAUUAUCUUUUAUAAAAAUUGUCAGACACCUCUUGACUUCUCUUAGUAUCAACCGACAAAAACUUAUCUGCUUUUACAGUUGGCAAUAUGGGAAUUGCAAUUUGCAAUUUUUACACAAAGGAAUAUCCAAUUAAAACAGGCAUACACCCCACCACCCAGAACUUUUUUGUCAUAGCGUCAUUGUUAACCUAUUAAAACCCAUAACCUAUCAAAAAA
This is a messenger RNA of Drosophila ficusphila, 1241 nucleotides long. RefSeq names its product mitochondrial 2-oxoglutarate/malate carrier protein. Gene Ontology annotation, biological process: malate transmembrane transport; succinate transmembrane transport; phosphate ion transmembrane transport. Lineage: Eukaryota; Metazoa; Arthropoda; Insecta; Diptera; Drosophilidae. Gene Ontology annotation, molecular function: sulfate transmembrane transporter activity; oxaloacetate transmembrane transporter activity; succinate transmembrane transporter activity. Bases 108 to 1013 code for a protein of 301 amino acids. The record is from RefSeq and is a predicted model, not a curated record. The transcript has a single exon.